Nicotiana tabacum (common tobacco) is the source of this 1576-nucleotide messenger RNA. Its product is annotated as protein DJ-1 homolog B. NCBI's taxonomy places the organism in Eukaryota, Viridiplantae, Streptophyta, Magnoliopsida, Solanales, Solanaceae. Gene Ontology annotation, cellular component: cytoplasm. Gene Ontology annotation, biological process: glyoxal metabolic process. The record is from RefSeq and is a predicted model, not a curated record.
GACCGACUAAGCUAUCGUUGGCUCGAGCCUUCUAAGCCAACGUCUCCAGAAAACUCUCUUGACUUUAACAAAAUGGCAGCACCAGUAAUGCGCCACCUCACUCCCGUCCCUUCUUCCUUUAUAAAACUCCAAUUACUCUCCCAAAGCCACUCAUUUUUCACUCUCUCCGCUCCUCGUAAGAAGAAACGAUUCUCCCUCGUAACUUCAUUUUCAGUCAUGGCUUCUGCUACUAAGAAGGUAUUGGUUCCGAUUGCGAACGGAACCGAGCCGAUUGAGGCUAUAGUGCCCAUAGAUAUUUUGCGGAGAGCUGGUGCGGAGGUUACUGUUGCCUCAGUUGAGAAGCAGCUUCAGAUUGAAGGAGUGCACGGAAUUAAGAUCGUUGCCGAUGCUCUAAUUUCUGAUUGUGCGGAUACUGAAUUCGACCUUAUCUCACUUCCGGGAGGGAUUCCUGGUGCAACCAACCUAAGGAAUUGCAAGACUUUGGAAAGCAUAGUAAAAAAGCAAGCUGAAAAUGGACGGUUUUAUGCUGCAAUAUGCGCUGCUCCUGCUGUAGCACUUGGAUCAUGGGGGCUUCUGAAGGGGCUGAAAGCAACAUGUUAUCCGUCGUAUAUGGAGGAACUAUCAUCUUAUACCAUUGCUGUUGAGUCAAGAGUCCAAAAGGAUGGAACAGUUGUGACAAGUCGAGGACCAGGAACUGCGAUCGAGUAUGCUGUUGCAUUGGUUGAGGAGUUGUAUGGAAAAGAGAAGGCUGAUGAAGUUUCUGGCCCACUCGUGAUGCGCCCAAAUCACAUCGAAGAAUUUGCAUUUGCUGAGCUCAAUUCAGUAAAUUGGACAUUUACGAGUAAGCCACAGAUUCUUGUACCUAUUGCGAAUGGUUCUGAGGAAAUUGAAGCAGCUACUAUUAUCGAUGUACUUCGACGAGCAAAUGCUCAAGUAGUAGUGGCAUCUUUGGAAGAUACAUUGGAGAUUGUCGCUUCCAGAAAAGUUAAGCUAGUAGCAGAUGUGCUCCUUGAUGAAGCUGCUAAGCAGUCAUAUGAUCUUAUCGUCCUGCCGGGUGGUCUUGGCGGUGCCCAAGCAUUUGCCAACUCAGAAAAGUUGGUUGACAUGCUGAAGAAGCAGAGAGAAUCAAGCAAACCGUAUGGAGCAAUGUGUGCAUCUCCGGCUCUAGUCCUAGAGCACCAUGGGUUGCUCAAGGGUAAAAAGGCUACUGCCUUUCCAGCUAUGUGCAAUAAGCUCUCAGAUCCAAGCGAAGCAGAAAAUAGGGUGUUGGUUGAUGGCAAUCUUGUUACUAGCAGAGGACCAGGAACUACCAUGGAGUUUGCACUGGCCAUUGCAGAUAAGUUUAUUGGCCGCAAGGAAGUACUAGUGCUAGCAAAGAAGAUGGUUUUCUAAGUAGAAUCAUUUUGCCUGUCUUCCGUCUUUAGGAUUAUAUAGGCACCCAUAGUUACCCAUAGUUGUAAACUUGUAAUAAACUUUGGCCAUCAGUGUGCACUUAAAAUAAAAGAAAUGCUGUAUACGAGUUAACUCAGUCGCAUUUGCUAAUUUCCUAUUCAAUGCCAUCGCUUUUUAUGCCGGU